Leptopilina boulardi is the source of this 678-nucleotide messenger RNA. RefSeq names its product N66 matrix protein-like. Lineage: Eukaryota; Metazoa; Arthropoda; Insecta; Hymenoptera; Figitidae. The record is from RefSeq and is a predicted model, not a curated record. The coding region runs from base 187 to 546 and encodes 119 amino acids. The transcript has 3 exons.
GGCCCGGCAGGUAGAGUGGGGGUAUGCAACUUCCCCUUAGAGGACGCAAUCGAUGACAAAACGAAUAUAUAAAGGUCUUGAAAGAACUGAGAACUUCAGUGUCUUUUGGCUCUUUAAGACGACAAUUGCCCAUUUUUAGAAAAGUAAAACAGCAACUCUUUUUUGGAAAAAUUGUGAUUUUUGAUCAUGGCAUCUGUUAAAUGUUUUGUGCUUUUCUUCACCCUUCUACUUGUUGCUCACUCUUUUGCUCGUCCAGGUAGUCGCAGAAACGGGUGUACCUCAAGACUAUGUUGCAUUGGAUGCGAAACGGAGAGUGAAGGUGGAAACACUGGAGGAAAUGGAAGCAAUGGAGGAAGUGGAAACAAUGUGGGAAAUGGAAACAACAUAAACUAUAUAAACAAAGGAGGAAGUAGUAACAAUGUUGACAAUGGAAAUGUUGGAGGAAAUAAAAACCAAAUUGGAGGACAUAUUGUUUCGAAUAUCCAAGGAAGAAAAGGAAAUGGAGAAAAUGGAAUAUAUGGAAGUGAAAGCAAUAAUAAUUGUUAAAGUCGAUCAUUUUGGGAAUUCAAUAUUAAUAAAAUUUGAUAGCAUUUUAUGAUAUUAUAUUAUUUUUGUUUUGCUUAUAAGUUUUUCCUUACUAAUAAUAGAGAAAAAUGUUGAGAAUGUUUUUUACGCAAA